Molecule: messenger RNA, 7294 nt
Organism: Paralichthys olivaceus (Japanese flounder)
Lineage: Eukaryota; Metazoa; Chordata; Actinopteri; Pleuronectiformes; Paralichthyidae
Gene: brd4
Product: bromodomain containing 4
Biological process (GO): regulation of DNA-templated transcription; chromatin remodeling
Cellular component (GO): nucleus; chromatin
Source: RefSeq, a predicted model, not a curated record
UUCUUUCACAUUUCUGCACAUAGUGAUUAGCGGGGUAAUAUUUGUGAAUGAUUAUGAAGGACACCUCCUCAACCCCAUUCAAAAUUAAACACGUGCGGGGGAAGCAUGAAGCGCAAAUUAAGUAGGGAGUGAUUCGAUCCGCUCGUUUCUCCGGAGCUGCAGCUGAAGCUGCAGUGACGCGCUCUGCACGUCCCCGACGAAAGACCUACGCGUGACGUCACCGACAACGAGAGGUGUUCAGGAUCCUCGGAGAGAAAGAUCCCGCGCGCCCUGGCAACCUGAUAAACCCAGAGAGUCCAGCGAGGAGUGCAAUGGGAUCAGCAGUGCUCUGUCAGUGGAGUCUGUGCCGGGGCCAAGACUGAACUGGUGUCCUGCCAACACCACUACCCCUGCCCCAGCUCCAGCUCCCGCUCCGGGGCACGAGCCCAUGCUCAACCCUCUCAGAAUGGGGGACGGCCUGGACGCAGCGCAGAUGUCGGGCGGCAGCAGCAGUCAGGGGCAGGCCCAGUCCUCGGGUAACCCCCCACCCCCUGAGUGCAUCAGUCCCGACAGGCCAAAGCGCCAGACCAAUCAACUGCAGUUUCUGCUCAAGGUGGUGGUGAAGUCCCUGUGGAAGCACCAGUUUGCCUGGCCCUUUCAUGCACCAGUGGAUGCAGUCAAACUCAACCUGCCUGACUACUACACAAUAAUAAAAAUUCCUAUGGACAUGGGAACAAUCAAGAGAAGGCUUGAGAACAGUUACUACUUGAAUGCCCAAGAAUGUAUCCAAGACUUCAACACAAUGUUUACCAACUGCUACAUAUACAACAAGCCUGGAGAUGACAUAGUCCUAAUGGCUGAGUCUCUAGAGAAGGUUUUCCUCCAGAAGAUCACAGAAAUGCCUCAGGAAGAAACUGAGAUCGUCGUCAUGACAGGGAAAGGACGUGGGCGGGGCAGGAGAGAGGGGGGCCUGAACUUGAAACCAGGGGCCAUCAUUGAUCCUUCGUCCACGACUCCUCAAACCCGUGGUUUGUCAAACCUCUCAGUAGCACCGCAGAUCAGAGGACCUGUGCAGGGCCCACCUUCACUACCUCCCCAGCCUUUGAUGCAGGCCCACGUGCACCCAACGUUACCUAGCCACGUGCCACAGCUCGGAGCUCCCUACUCCCUGGGCCAAUCAGACUGUGCUCCUCAAGUUCCCAUCAUGACUUCUGUGCCUCCCCCUACUCAGACCUCCCUGCCUCCAGCAUCCAUCCAGAACACUGCCCCCAUGCUGCAGAACCCUGUUACCAUGACCAAACAAAGAAAGAGCCAGAAAAGGAAAGCAGACACUACAACGCCCACAGCCAAUGACCAACUCAGUGAAUCUUCGCCAGCAGAGUCCAAAUCUGGGAAGACGUUACCCAGGCGAGAGAGCGCCAGACCUACAAAACUAAUUAAGAAGGAGGCCCCAGACUCUCAGCAUCACAUAGGCAUGGGUAUCGGACUGAGCGGACCAAGCGGAGGUCAUAGCCCCAAACCACAAGAUCAACUGGGAUAUUGUGCUAGCUUGGUUAGGGAUAUGCUGUCAAAGAAACAUGCUGCCUACGCCUGGCCAUUCUACAAACCCGUUGAUGUGGAUGCACUUGGACUACAUGAUUAUCACGAUAUAAUCAAACAUCCCAUGGACCUAAGCUCCAUCAAGGCAAAGCUGGAGAACAGGCAAUACCGGGAACCCCAGGAGUUUGCUGCUGAUGUACGAUUAAUGUUUUCCAACUGCUACAAAUAUAACCCACCAGACCAUGAGGUGGUAGCUAUGGCACGCAAACUACAGGAUGUCUUUGAGAUGCGUUUCGCCAAGAUGCCGGAUGAACCUGAGAGCAAACCUCUGGUGUCUGCCCCAGCUCCUACACUUCACCAUCCUGCCCCUGUUAAGCCCCCGCCUCCUUUGGCCCACGUCGCCUCAUCUUCAGACAGUUCCAGUGACUCAUCUUCUGAGUCUGAGUCUUCCACAGAUGACUCCGAAGAGGAGAGAGCCCAGAGGUUGGCUGAGCUCCAGGAACAGUUGAAAGCUGUGCAUGAGCAGCUGGCUGCCCUGUCUCAACCACAAGUCAGCAAACCAAAGAGAAAAGAGAAGGAGAAGAAAGAGAAGAAAAAAGAGAAGCAUAAGAAGAAAGGAAGCAUGCCUAGCCUUGUGGAUGAAAUCCAGGAUACUAUACCUGUUUCGCAGCUCUCUAAGAAGAACAAGACGAGUAACAAUAACAAAGAGGUUGUUUCCAAGAAGAAACACAGUAAAAAGGAAGGGAUGAAAAGCAAUCAUCCACCCAAUCUGCAGCCAGUUCCCAGCCUGGAAGAUGACCUUGGGGCCGCUGGGUCAUCGGCGUCAGGGGAAAAGUGCAAGCCCAUGACAUAUGAGGAGAAAAGGCAAUUAAGCUUGGACAUCAACAAGCUUCCAGGUGACAAGCUUGGCCGCGUAGUACAUAUUAUCCAGUCCAGAGAGCCCUCACUUAAAAACUCAAACCCUGAUGAGAUAGAGAUUGACUUUGAGACGCUAAAGCCUUCGACUCUGCGCGAGCUGGAGAGAUACGUUUCUUCCUGCCUCCGCAAGAAGAAAAAGGCUCCAGUUGAGAAGAGUGUGGAGUCCAUGGCUACCUCCAAAAAGACGGGAUCUUCUUCAGAGAGCAGUGGCUCCAGCUCAGACAGCGAAGCAGAAGGGACAGGAAUGAUAAAACAGCAGAAAAAGAAGGGUCAGUCUAUAAAGGAGGGGAAGAAGACGCAUCUUCAUGCACAGAGCGACCCUGCUCAGUCUGGGCUUCAUUCCCAACCUCCAGGCCUUCAGCCGAGCAGUCAGAUCAAGCACCAUCAGCCACAGCAUCAGCAGCCAUCUCCUGCAGGCUUCAUGGCUCCCCCUGUAGCUGCUCUGGAGUCUUCUCAGUUACUGGAGACUAGCUUCGAGUCCCUGCCACCUUUCAACCAGCCCCUCAUGCAUCUGCCUCACCACACAGGCAACUCUUCCUCACCUCCGCACCUCAAUGCUCAUUCUGCUGGGUCUGUGUCCCCCGAAACCCACCCCUUCCUUAACCAGCAUCCCGUCCUCCCGUCUCCAGCCUUGCACAGUUCCAUGCCUCAGCAGCCGUCUCGACCCAGUCACAAGGCAGCGCCUCUUCAUCCUAAACUCCCUCAGCAGCAACAAGCAGCACCUCCUCCUCCUCAGCAGCAGCCAACCCUGCAACAGCAUCCGCAACAACAACAACAACAACAGCAGCAGCAGCAGCAGCUGCAGGUCCAGUCAGCAGCGCCACCACAGCAUCAGCUCCCCUCUCAGAUCCUUCACCCUCCUCAGCCUCUGCACCAACGGCCCAUGUCCCCCCCAACACUUACACCCCAGGGCUUGCUGUCUUCUCAGCCUCCUCAGAUGCUGCUGGAGGAUGAUGAAGAACCAGGGUCUACAACGCCUUUGAACCAAGUACAGUUAUACCUACAGCAGUUCCAGCAACCCCGUCAGCCCCAGCAGUCCAUGCAGUCGCUCCAGGCGCAGGCUCGUCAGCAGCAGCAGCAGCAGCAGCAACAACAACAACAGCAACAACAACAACAACAACAACCGGCUCAGACUUCUCUCCUGCAGUCUGUCCAGGGACAAUCUCAACUCUCAUCUCAGGCGACGCUGCCUCCUCCCCAGCUCCCUGUUCAGUCCCAGGCACCUCCUGCACCAUCACAUCAGCCCCCACCCCAACAGAUGCCUCUACUCCAGGCCCGCCACAUGCAGCACACUCAGCAGCAGCAGCAACAGAGCUACCAGCAGGGUCCUGGACUAGCUGCUCAGUCUCUGGGAUCGCAACACAAGGUGUCCAUCUCUACCAACAAAGCACAGCAGAUCAUCCAGCAGCAGCAAGACCUGCCCUCGCCUCGCCCAACCAAGGCUGACCCUUACACAGGUCACAUGAGGGACAACCCAUCUCCUCUUAUGAUGCAUUCCCCACAACUCCCCCAGUAUCCUCCUGUGUCUCACCCGUCUCCACCUCACAACAUGCAGCCCAAAAAGCAGAGGGCCCCUGGGAGCCAAGGUGUGUUGAAGGAGGAGAAACUUGCUCCAUCACCAGUGAUGAGAGUAGAGUCUUUUAACCCUGCAAUGAGACCAGACCAUCACAAACACCCAGAUAAUAAGCCUUCUCAACCAGGCCACGGCCAACAGAAUGUGAAGUCCAUGGACAGCUCGCGACCCGUCAUCCGCUCCUCUGAGCCCAGUGGGCCUCCGCCCUCUCUGCAAGACAAGGAUAAGUUCAAGCAGGAGUCCAAGGCGCCUGUUGCCCCCAAAAAAGUACAGGAUGUGAAACUAAAGAACAUGGGCUCAUGGGCCAGUCUGGCACAGAAGUCCACGUCUACGCCCAUGUCUGCAGUGAAAUCAUCGAGUGACAGUUUUGAGCAGUUCCGUCGUGUUGCUCGGGAGAAAGAGGAGAGAGAGAAAGCCCUGAAGGCCCAAGCUGAGCAGGCGGAAAAAGACCGGCUACGCAGAGAGCAGGACAAACUACGAGGUCGGGAUGAUGAUGACGUCAUGGAGCCGACCAGGAGGGUGCACGAGGAGCCACGCAGGCGCCUGGAGCAGCAGCACAUUCAAGCCCCUACGCACCAACCACAACAACAACAACAACAACAGCAGCAGCAGCAGCAGCCGCAGCAACAACAGCAGCAGGAGCCCCCGCCGACCGCCAUUCAGCAGCCUCCUCAACCCCCCACACCGCCUCAGCCCGCCGCACAGAACCCGCUCGACCAACAGAGGGAGCUUGCACGCCGCCGAGAGCAGGAGAGGAGGAGGCGAGAAGCGAUGGUAGCGACUAUUGACAUGAAUUUCCAAAGUGACUUAAUGGCUAUCUUUGAGGAGAACCUGUUUUGAGGAGAGGAGCACCUGAAACGUAACUGCAAAAAAAAAAAGAGAAAAAAAAGGAUUCCCUCGGGGGGAGGGGAGAAUAAAACUUGGAGGAUUAACACUUCGUCUAAAGUGAGAUUUGAUGAACCACGCAUCACAGAGGGACACGGACUGAGUUUAGACGUGACGGACGCUCGGCGGCUGGAUGGGAAGAUCACAGCUCACGGGGAUAGUCUCAUUGUUCUGGAUGUAAUUUUUCCCGGGGAAUUCCUGCGCGGCGUCUCACAGCAAGAGAGGAAAGGACCCCCGCCGGCACAGUUGCCUUUGUCACACUUGCUUCUCACAGUGUGCGUGGUCGCAAACAAUAAUCGCAGGAGUAAAGACAAUAACUAUGAAUAUGCUCUGAUAAUGUACUGACAGACUGUGCAGAGGUGUUUUGAAACUGCCAGAUGUCCGAGGUGAUGAAGAGGACUGGUCUGUUUUGUUUGUUGUACGUGAACACAUGAAUGGUUGGAGUGGAGGGAGGGAGGGGGGGGGGGAGCAACUUCCAUACUGUAAAUCCUGUAUAUUUCUCAGUGGAGAAGGUACACUUUGCCUUACACCUCUUUCCUAAACAGACCAUUAUGUUCUGUGGCCUGCACACAUGGACAAACCAAUAACAUUUAAAAAGCAGGAGUAGGAGCAGUGCAGACCUUUUUCAUCAUGUAGUAUCUACUGUAAAGAAGUAUUUUCUUAUACUACAAUAACUGUUUAUUUUUUUUUCCUCUCUGAAUCUUCACACCAACACACUCCGCCACUUAUGUCUAUGCCAAACAACCCCAUUAUCUUCUAUUACUUGUCCUAAAACAUGAUCAGUAGUUGGUGGGGGAUAAAAACCCCUGCGUAUAUGCAUCAAUCAUAGUUCCAGUGAGGAUUUUAUCAGACACAGAAUCAUUUGAAGAUUUUAAUCUUGCCUUGUAUUUCUUAUUUAAAGCCGCAACAGGAAAUCGUUAGCAGAAGAGUAGAAAGGUCCGGUUGUAUUCUGAGUUUUAGUUGAAAUUUAAUUUCACUACGAGUCUUGCACCGUUAUUUGUAUUACACUUUUAGACAUGAUGUUGGAAAGGUUCAUAUCAUUGGCUUGUCCGCAGCAGUCACACUAGCAGAAGUUAGGAAGAGAGGGGACGAGGAGCCCCUUGCUGUCGCGAGCGCUCUGACCUCACCGCGCGGUUUUUCGAUCACAUGUCAACAAGCGGAGCGUUCGCGGCAGGGAGGGGACAAUCGGGGAUAAAAACAAACACUCGCCACCUUUCUGUACACGUGAAUGAGGUUAGUAAAGAAAAGCUGAAGGGAGAAAGAACUUCUGGUUAGUUUUCGCAUGGAGGCGUCACCACGGGCACAGUGUCGACAGUACAAAAUAAAAAGACAAAACAAUUAUGAAAAUCACAAAUCUGAAAACGCUGAAAAAACUGUUUUGAUUUAUAUAUUUGUUCUUGUUCGAUAAUAGUGGAUGUGAGUUCUAAUUCUGUUCUUGGAGAUGUCGUUUGGAGCACGGAUGGUUUGAAAUUUGAACGCAUCUCGUCCUCUCCACUCGUCUCUUAUGGUGUUUUUCUCCAGUGCCUGUAUUGUAUUGCAAUUCUCGUUGGCUUAUAUUACACUUUGAGGGGGUUAAGAAGGGGGCGAGUCAGGAAUGGGGGGGGUGUAAUAUUUGACUGGGGAGGGAGAUUUUUGAAAGAGUUUGUGUAAAAAAAUAAAAGGAAAUAAAAAAAGGAAAAGACAGCAUUUUAUAUUUUACCCGUUGUCAAUAUUCGGGUUUUAAAUUUAGUUUUAGCUGGACUUCUAUGAGUGUACACACCUGACAACUACUUUCUCAUUUUGUUCAAUCAGCAGAUUUUAGAUAGAGAUGUUUCAGCAUUGCCACACUAGCGUUUGAGUCUGGUCUGUGAGUGUGACUGUGUAAAUUUGGACGAUUGUGUGACUGUGUGUUAUUGUUAUUCUUUUUUUUUUUUAAGUGUGUGGUACAAGGAGGUAUGUUCCGCAGUGUAGAUAAGCAUUCUAUUGAGGAGGAGGAGAAACAGAUGAACAGUACUUCAGGAGAAUUUGUUUUUGUGCUUAAGUCACCUUUUUUUAAUUUCUAUGAAGUCCACCAUAUACAAAUAUAUAAUUUUUAUUAUUAGGCUGGUUUUAAAAGGGUAAAAAAAAAAAAAACUUCAUUCCUGUUUAGCCUUUUUUUUUUUUCACAGUAACUGUUGGACAUUAUGUGCCAUGAGUUCUACCGAGAAUGUGCUGACCCGCAGCUCAGCCCAGAGUUUGCUUUAUUCAGGUAUUUUAUUUUGUGUUACAUGUGUUCUGUUGGGGGGGUUUUGUUCAAACCUUUUCCUCGAUUAUCGUUUGGUAUGUGAGUGGUCUAUCGAGGUUCCUGAUCUGUUAUAAGUCUGUUAUGAUCAUUGAAUAAACUCAUUUCUUUUAUAGAAAAUAAAAAAUAAACGAAAAAUG